Amborella trichopoda is the source of this 17072-nucleotide messenger RNA. NCBI's taxonomy places the organism in Eukaryota, Viridiplantae, Streptophyta, Magnoliopsida, Amborellales, Amborellaceae. The record is from RefSeq and is a predicted model, not a curated record.
AGGGUUUUUGCAGUAUUAAUCCGGGGUUUUUAUCCCGUAUGAGAAGAGAAGUUGGUGUUUCUGAGGACGUAAUAGGCUUUUUUAAACUAUAGACUAAGAAGGCUAGGGUUUUUAUUAAAUUAUCAGUUUGUUCUCUCUUCGAAAUUUCCAUUUUUCAUCUUCUGUAAUACUUCGAUUUCUCUUGUUUUGAAAUUUCGAUUUUUCUUCUUUUGUAAUAGUUCGAUUUUUUCUUAUAAAGCUUCGACUUUAUAUUUUCUACAGAAGUACAAUCCGUAUAAAAUUCCCAGUUCUCUUUAUAUCUUCUACGGAAGGAGUUUUUUCUGUUGAUUUUGAGUUGUUUUCUAUAGUUUUCGGACUUGAACGAUAAUGAAUGUUGGAAAAGGAUUUUCCUGUAAAUCUUCUCUAGAAAGGCUGGUAGCUCGUAAUCCUUCGCUUGAAUUGAAUACCGAUAGCAUCUCUCUAAAACAAAAGGGCGAUGAUGUGAACGAGAACGAUGUUAUCAAAUUACUUGCCGAGUUCUUACUGGACCCGAGAUUCACCAUAUCGAUUUUGGGCUGCUUUCGGCCACUCCUUCGUGGAAUAAUGGAUGAAGCGGUGGAUUUGCUUAGGUGUUCUCAUGGUUCAAGACAUUCUGAAGAUGAAGUUAUGGAAGAUUUUGAUGAAGAAAAUGGUUCUGGUAUGAAGGUUUUCAUCAGAAACGGCUGGAGCUUGAGAUUACAUGAACUUGCUGUACUGGCUUUUAGCCGAGCCUUAGAAUUGGCCCCAUUUUUACUAAGGUCCAUUUUAAAUUACUUUAAGUUUGCACCUCCUCCUUUUCAACGGCUUCUACAUAUGGAUAAAGUUGGAGAAAAGGACUCAUUGGACAUUGUUCGUGUAUCGUAUCGCUUUCUGAAAUUGGAGCCCAAAGUCUUCUCUACACUUUGGGACUGGUCUUUUUUCUUGGACACAAUAACAAAGUAUUCAAAUAUUAACCCAAGCAACUCUGGGGCCUCUUCGGAGACAGUUUUGGAUAUAAGAUGGUGCUGUGCCCAGGUGUUGUCAGUUGUCAUGGGGAUGAGUGAUAGGGUGCCAUUAGAUCUUGGCCUCACAGAGGAAAUGAGUUUUUCAUGCUUCUUGCGCUGGGAGGAGUAUUGUCAGGAUGUAUCAUUAGAGAAGGCUGGCUGGUAUGUAGAAGAAUCAGGACUUUAUGAAGGAAAUAUUGAUUGCGAAAGACCUGCUUCAACUGAUUUGAUCAGUGAAUUAGCUUAUGCUAAAUGUUCGUCAUUAAUUUCUUCUCCAACUGCUUGGCAGAUGGAUCGAUUGAGAAUGAAAAUUGGAGAAACUAAAUGUAAGAUGAAAUUGAAACCAGAAAGGAGCCGAUUUGUACUUACCUCGAGUAUGAAGAGGAGCUUUGAAAUGGCUCGAUUGGCUGUGAGUCAAAGAUGUCCUGUUCUUUUGCAUGGUCCUUCUGGGGCAGGAAAGACCACACUUAUCAACGAGUUGGCACAUGAAACUGGAAUAUCAGAUGUUGUUUAUAUCCAUAUGGAUGAUCAAAUUGACAGCAAGACACUUGUUGGUUGCUAUGUUUGCACGGAGAUUCCUGGAGAAUUCAGAUGGCAACCUGGUUCUAUUACCCAGGCUGUUCUGAAAGGACUUUGGAUAGUUUUUGAAGACAUAGAUAAAGCACCAAAUGAAGUUCUCUCUGUUCUUUCACCUUUGUUAGAAGGUCGAGGAUUACAUAUAACUGGACAAGGGCAGGAAAUAAAUGCUGCAGAAGGUUUUCAAUUAUUUGCGACAAUCUCAGAUCAAAAAUUUAGUUGCAGUAAUAAUUUCAUAGGUACCAGCCGGCUGAGUAAUUUAUGGACAAAAGUGGAGGUUGUAGCUCCAACCAACAAUGAUGUACUAGAAAUUUUGAAGUUGUCAUUUCCAAGAUUGGGGUCUCUUGCUAUGAAACUACUAAUAGAUGCCUUGGAAAGAGUGAAUGCUUUCUGUGCACAACAUAUUGGAGGGUUCCCAGUUGGUGGAUCUUGUUCAGUCAGUGUUUCCAGCAGGUUCUCCUUGAGGCAUCUCAUGAAACUUAGCAAGCGGAUUUCAAGUUAUCUUGGUGAUGAUGAAACGGUGUUUCCUGAUUCUACUCGUAGAAGCAUGUAUCGAGAGGUUGUUGACAUUUUUGCAGCUUCCAUGGCUUCUCCUGAAAAUCGACUUCUGCUAAUGAAAGAAAUUGCAGGAAUAUGGGGGUUACCUGCAUCACAUGCAGAAUACAUAUUCAAUCUCUACAAACCAUUAGUUCAGACUAAACAAUCUGGUUUGCAAGUUGGAAGAGUUUUUCUGCCUAUCGGUCAGGAACCGUCAGAAGGCAAUAUGUAUCUAUCACAACGUAAUGAACGGCCUUUUGCGAACAUUGGUAGCUCAUUACGCCUUCUUGAGAUGAUAGCCUGCUCUGUGUUUCAUAAUGAGGCCGUUCUUUUGGUUGGUGAGACUGGUACUGGAAAGACAACGCUGGUGCAGAACCUUGCAAAGAGGCUUAGAAAGUCACUAACUGUCUUGAAUUUAAGCCAGCAAAGUGACAGUGUUGAUCUAUUAGGUGGCUUUAAACCAACAGAUGCUCGUAUCAUCUGCACCCAACUUGUAAUGGAGUUUGAACAGCUUUUUACUAAGACAUUUUCUCAAAAGAAAAAUUCAUUGUUUCUUGAUGAGGUAAAAAAGGAUGUACAAAAAGGGAAGUGGAAGAAGUUAAUGAGGCAACUUCAAGUCGCUUUCGAUGCUGUGCAUAAGAAACUUCGAGAAAAAGAGAAAUCUGGCUCUUAUCCAAAGCGAAAGAGAUUUUUCUAUGAGGAUUUGAUGCAUGGAUGGGAUGCCUUUUCAGUGAAGCUUGGCUCAGCCCAAAGGCAAGCAGCUCAUUCAACUGAUUCUCUGGCCUUCUCUUUUGUUGAAGGCGCACUGAUAAAAGCACUAAGAAGUGGUUAUUGGGUGUUACUUGAUGAAGUUAAUCUGGCUCCUCCAGAGGUUUUGCAGAGAAUUAGUGGUAUUCUGGAAGGGGAUAAUGGCACUCUUUGUUUGCCUGAAAGGGGAGAUGUGGAUUGUAUUGAUCGGCAUCCUAAUUUCCGCAUAUUCGCCUGCAUGAAUCCUGCAACUGAUGUUGGAAAAAGAGACUUGCCUUUCUCCAUUAAGAACAGGUUUACUGAAUACUUCGUUGAUGAUUUGUUGAAUGAAGAUGACCUGAAUAUUUUCAUAUGUCAAUGUAUGGAGAAAAGUGCACCAUCUUAUCUGCCUGUGAAUGAAAUUAUAUGCUUUUAUAAAAAAGUCAAGGAAGAAUCGGAGAAAAAAUGGCUGGAUGGCGCCAAUCAGAAGCCCCAGUUCAGCUUGCGUUCUCUAGCUCGUGCAUUGGAAUACACUCAAAAGGCAACUCCAAGAUUUGGGGUUCAACAAGCUCUUUAUGAUGGGUUUUGCAUGUUGUUUCGGACUAUGCUGAAUGGCUCUAGUGCUAAAGAUAUGGAGGGCUUCAUCAAGCGGAUUCUGUGCAAGGGGUAUGAUAUUAGGUCGCUCGACUAUUGUGAAUACUGUAAAGUGGAUGUCCAAUCUAGUGAAUUGCCUUCUGGUUCUGAACGAUAUGUUGUAACACCUAGCAUCAAGGAACAUUUGAGGAACCUUUCACGGGCUGUUUUUAUUAAAAAGUAUCCAGUUCUUCUUCAGGGUCCAACAUCUAGUGGAAAGACUAGUCUAGUAAAGUAUCUUGCUGGAGUCACCGGUCAUAGAUUUGUGCGUAUCAACAACCAUGAGCAUACAGAUUUGCAAGAAUAUCUUGGUUUUUAUAUAACAGAUUCUUGUGGAAAACUUGUUUUCCAAGAAGGUAUAUUGGUUGAGGCUGUUCGUAAGGGAUAUUGGAUAGUAUUGGAUGAACUCAAUUUAGCUCCAUCAGAUGUAUUGGAAGCCUUGAACCGGCUAUUGGAUGAUAAUAGAGAACUUUUUAUACCGGAACUUCAAGAAACUGUGAUCCCCCAUCCAGACUUCAUGCUUUUUGCUACUCAAAACCCACCUAUCUUAUAUGGGGGACGUAAAAUGCUUUCUCGUGCUUUCCGCAACCGUUUUUUGGAGAUCCAAGUUGAUGAAAUCCCAGAUGAUGAAUUGAUCAAAAUAUUGGAGGACAGAUGUUACAUACCCUGGAGUCGUGCGAACAUGAUGGUGAAAGUUAUGAAGGAGUUGCAAAUGCGUCGGCAAGGCAGUAAAGUUUUUGCUGGAAAACAUGGAUUUAUUACACCACGCGAUUUGUUUAGAUGGGGGGACCGAUAUGGAGCUUUUGAAGGAACUUCGAAUGAGGAUUUGGCAAACGAUGGAUAUUAUUUACUUGCUGAGAGAUUGCGAGUUGAAAGUGAGAAGGAUGUUGUCCAAAAAGCUUUGGAGGACAUUCUUAAAGUGAAAAUUAUCAAGGAAGAGCUUUAUAAAAAGGAAGCAUCCCAGUGGUGUGAUAUAAUGCACAAAUCUCAAAGUUUUGAUGUACUGGAAAAUCUUGGAUUUCGGAAAAUUGUAUGGACAGGGAGCAUGCUGAGAUUAUAUUUUCUUAUUGAACGUUGCUAUGAGCGGCGUGAGCCUGUGCUUCUUGUUGGUGAAACUAGCGGUGGGAAGACAACUGUAUGCCAGCUGCUGAGCCUUAUCAAGGGAUCACGAUUGAAUAUAUUAAAUUGUCAUCAAUAUACUGAAACAUCAGAUUUUCUUGGGGGUUUCCAUCCGGUGCGUGAUCGGGAAAACAUUGCUGCUUCAUUCAGAGAACACAUUCAACAAAUUAAGCUUUCACAAUUGUUCAUGAGGUUUGCAGGAGGCAAGAUGCUGUCUUUGAAUAUUGAAGAGGCUGGCAGCACUUUGGAUCACAUCAGGGUAGUGCUCAAUCGUAUUAGAAAAGCUCAUCAAGACAGUGACGGCCGUCAAACUUCUGUUGUAAGGAAUGAUCUUGUUGACAUGGAAAAGAUGGUUGACAAUCUUAUUGACUCGCAUAAAAAAUGGCAAACACUUUUUGUUUGGCAAGAUGGACCACUUGUUAAGUCAAUGAAGAAUGGUGAAUGGUUUCUUUUAGAUGAAAUUUCUCUUGCUGAUGAUAGCGUUCUUGAAAGAUUGAACAGUGUGCUAGAGCCUGCGAGGUGCUUGACUUUGGCUGAGAAAGGAGGUGCUGUUUUGGAAGAAUUAGAAGCACAUAAAAAUUUUUUUAUUCUUGCUACGAUGAAUCCUGGUGGGGAUUUUGGAAAAAAGGAGUUAUCCCCUGCACUUCGUAAUCGAUUCACUGAGAUAUGGGUCCCUCAUGUUAGUGACUUAAACGAACUGAGCGACAUUGCUGUGGCAAGCUUUUCGAAACCAGAACUAUCACGUCUUGCAACUCCAAUGCUGAAAUUUUGGGAAAUGUUUCGUGAACUACAGACAGGGAGAGUUCUUACAGUAAGAGAUCUAUUGUCUUGGAUAUCCUUUAUUAAUGCCACCGAGAAUUAUAUUGGGCCAUUAGAAUCAUUUCUUCAUGGAGCAUUUCUUGUUUUACUCGAUGGACUAAGCCUAGGCACUGGGAUGCAAAAAUUUGAUGCUGGAGAAUUGAGAGUCAAAUGUUUGUCUUUUCUUCUGAGUCAGCUUGAGGCUAAUGUGGACAUGGAGCUCUCCAAAUUGGAAACAUAUGGUUGGGGUGGAAAAUGUCAUCGUGGAAUUCGAUCAGAGGAAAACUUUGGAAUACAUCCUUUCUAUAUUGAGAAAGGUUUGGAGAAAAUGGGGGGCUUUGAGCUAUUGGCUCCUACUACUGGUGCAAAUGCUUUGCGAAUUCUUCGGGCAAUGCAACUUCCAAAGCCUGUCUUACUGGAAGGUAGUCCAGGGGUCGGCAAAACAAGUUUAGUGGUCGCGCUUGCCAAUCUUUCUGGUCAUUCUGUCGUGAGGAUAAACCUUUCUGAACAGACAGAUAUCAUGGAUCUAUUGGGGACUGACUUGCCUGUUGAGGAUAACAAUGACAUAAAUUUUGCUUGGUCUGAUGGAAUCCUUCUUCAGGCUUUGAAGAAUGGAAGUUGGGUUCUACUGGAUGAACUUAACCUAGCUCCCCAAUCAGUCUUAGAGGGAUUAAAUGCUAUCUUGGAUCACCGUGGUGAGGUUUAUAUUCCAGAACUGGAUUGCACCUACAAAUGCCCACCAUCUUUCAGAGUUUUUGCUUGUCAAAACCCUUCUUAUCAGGGUGGUGGUAGGAAAGCCCUUCCGAAGUCCUUCCUCAAUCGCUUCACUAAGGUUUUUGUGGAUGCUUUGUGUGAAGAAGACUACCUUUUUAUCUGUAGCUCGCUUCAUCCGGAGAUCUCCAGGGACUUGCUUUCAAAGUUAAUUUGCUUUAACGACCGUCUUUAUAAAGAUACCAUGUUAGAUGACAAAUAUGGUCAGAUUGGAUCUCCUUGGGAAUUUAAUUUGCGUGAUAUUCUACGGUCAUGCCAACUUAUAGAAGCUGAAACCCCAAAAGUAGAUUGCUUCCUCAAUGUUGUUUAUCUUCAAAGAAUGCACACGGAAGCAGACCGAAUGCAAGUGGUCGAGCUCUAUAAGGAAGUUUUUGAUGUGAAACCUUGUUUAAAUGACUCCCCAAAAAUUCGAAUUGAACCAAGCUACUUGAUUGUAGGCAGUGCAUGUGUCCAAAGAAAUGUGGUCCAACCCACAAAGACUUCCCCAAGUGGACUUCAUCUACUUCCUGGGCUGGGUCACAGCUUAGAAGCUGCUUUGCAAUGUGUACAACAUAGAUGGUUGUGCAUACUAGUGGGCCCACCUUCGUCUGGGAAAACCUCACUGGUCAGGUUAAUGGCAGAACUUUCUGGAAAUUCAUUGCACGAAUUCAAUCUAUCGUCUGGGACAGAUAUGUCGGAUUUGCUUGGCAGCUUUGAGCAGUAUGAUGCUCCUAGACAUUGGAGCUAUGUUUUGGAACGUGUUAAAGGUUACAUUGUUGAGUAUUGCACCAAAUGCUUGGAAUACUCCCCAUGGAAAUUAUUGGCUGAAUGUGGUGAAAAAUUGCUCAAGAGUUGGCUUGCUUUGGAAUCAGGAAUAAAAUAUUGUAGUUCUGCAAGCUUUGAUCCCGGGAGUUGGAUGCAGGGGCCAAUAAAUCCGCAGGAGCAAUUGAUUGAAAUUGUGAAACAAUUGGAACUGGGUGUUGAAGAUGCACAUUUAAAUGUAUCUUGGUCCAUUAAUGAUCUGGAUAACAUACGGGAUACCAUUCGUGCUCUGCAGAGGAACUCUCAGUCCAAGUCAUAUUCCGGAAAAUUUGAGUGGGUCUCUGGUGGCUUGAUCAAGGCUCUUGAGCUUGGUCACUGGGUGGUUCUGGAGAAUGCAAAUCUCUGCAACCCCACGGUGCUUGAUAGGUUAAAUUCAUUGGUUGAGCCAAGUGGUUCAAUUACUAUAAACGAGCGCGGGCUUGUGAAUGGAAAACCAAUGGUAUUGCAUACCCAUCCCAAUUUUCGCAUGUUCUUCACAGUUGAUCCUAGUCAAGGAGAAGUAUCCAGGGCAAUGCGCAAUAGAGGUGUCGAGGUCUUUUUACUGCCGCCAUACUGGAUAUCAGCUGAAAUAACAUCUGAUUUUGAUGUUAAGAAAGAAGACUUGAAGGUUGCAGAGAGAUUCUUGGUUUUGUCGGGGAUUCCGGUAUAUAAAUUGGUUGAGGCAAUGGCAAAAGCGCAUGCAUAUGCUAAAGAUGAAGGCUUACGCCUUGGCAUCCAUAUCUCUCUCCUUGAACUUAGCCGGUGGGUUCGUUUAUUCCAGCUACUCCUGAUGAAUGGCUCUGGGCUUUCUGAGAGCUUGCUUUUAAGUUGGGAUCACAUAUACAGGUCUUCAUUUGGUUCCACUGAAGGAAGAGAUAUUGUUAACCAUGCAGAAACCUUGUUUCUAGCGGGUUUGGGUCCAUCUGAACAAGGCCCACUUUUGAGCUGCUCCUUAUCUUUGCCUGGUGGGUGGCCAACACCACUUGAAUUAAAAAGCUUCCUCUGGUAUUCGAGAGAAACUUUUGUUAAACAAAAUUGCAUGUAUUUGGAGUUCCUGGGAGCACAAGUUGCUUCUUCUCAAGUUAUCAGCAGCAGUUGGAGCUUUAAGAUGCAGUCCAGUACAAAGGGCCUCCUUGGACUGUCUAGGCUACCUGAAUGCAAGAAACUCAAUCCACGUGUGCUUCCAGUUCACUGGUUACAAUUUAUUCUGUUCCCUAAUGCUUCAAAUAACCCUGUCAUACCUUCAGAUUUUUGUUUGGAAAUGGUCAACAACAUGCUCUUCUUUGCUGCCACAUGGACCAUGGAACAGGCAACAAGUAGUGAUCUCAACCUUUAUAUCCAGUAUUUCAAGUGGUGUGCUUCUCUAAUGGAACCGCAUUGCAAUUUCCUCCGAAGUUUUGUGGCAAUACUUGAAAGAGAAAGAGACCAUCCAAUUUGGAGAAAGAUUGAUGAUCAGUGGACAGAAAUUAUUUCUUAUUGUAAAAAUACUGAAAAGCAACAAAAUAGAGGGAAGAUUGUUGAAGUCCAGCAUUUGCCAUUGUUGUCAAUGGAGGUUGUGGAAUUUGCUACAUCAAAUGAUUGUCUGAGAAAUUGCGGCAAACUUCUGCAUAAUGCCAUACGAUGUGUUGACUUGUUGAGGCUCAGUUUUCAGCAGUGGAAUGCUGAAGAUGAAGUUGCAUCAAAUGCUCUGAAGAACAUUCAUUACAGAGCCUACAAUUCACAGUCUCUAAAUGGAAGGUUUAAUCUCUCUGCACGACACUUAAUUAAUGCAUUGAAGAAGUUGGAAAUGGGUCUGCUUGAUGUUAUUGUGGAGUCGCCUUUCUUUGAUCUAUUUCAUCAAUUUUACAUUAACCUUCUUGAGCACCAUAUUUCUAUAUGGAAGGCAGUAAAUUUGUCACAAUAUGAUUACUUGUGGAUUUCUUUGAAUGCAUUGAAGAAGGAAGUGUCAAAGCUACGGGAGCAUUUUCCUGAACUCGCGGAUCGUAUGCUGGAUGAAUGCUGGAAGUUAGAUGUGGAGCUCUCUCGAGAUUUCUAUGUGGGAAAUUCCAUGCUUUGGAAGUAUGGGGGGCACCCAGUAAUGCCGUCUUCAGAGGAUGUGUUUGUCAAAUCACAACAGCUUUUGAAUUUCUGUGAGGAGAUAUGGCCGAGGUCAAUGACAUUGAAAAACCAGAUAUGUUCAGUAGAUGAUGUCCAUUCUCAAAAGAAAUAUCUAGUGGAUGCUGCUAUAGCUGCUAAACCAGAGAUUCGUGUGCUGGCAAUGGAAGGUGUUUCCUUGUCCUCUAAUUGUAUAUCUGCAAGUGGCCAUCAUAACUCUGAUAAUAUUUGUCAUUUGGAAGAGAUACACCAGAAGCUUUUGAGAUUGGUUGAAUUGGAGAGGCAUAUUCUAGAAGGAGUUAUAGAUCCCAUGGGCCAUCAUCCAAGUUGCCUUUCUGGAAAAUUAUCCGACUGUUGUUCAUUUCACUUGCAUAAUUUCUGCACAAUCUCAGCAUACGAGCAGUGGCUCAUGAUUGUUCCGUUAAAUGAUAUCAAGAGCUGGUACCUGGAUUUGGGUUUGCUUCAAACAUUAUCGGAGAAUCUUCUGCAAGAGCCUGGUGAUCAGCAUCAGGUUCUUUUGCAAAUCGUUGAACGUUUGAAUUGCUCUAAGGAAUUUUCGCUGAAGUCAUCAUCAAGACCAGCAUUGGAUUUUUCUCCUCAUGAAAGUAUGAUGCAAGUUUUACGUGAUUGGUCCUCAGUGGAAUCUGUGACUACAAAAGUGGCAAGUUUUGCGCUGGAUAUGUGGUUCCGUUGGCAUUCAUCUUUGUGGACUCCCCGCCAAAAACCACUCAAGAACUGCGCUGAAUGGAAUUACAAUGAUAUUCAGGGACCAAGUGCUCUAUUCCAGCUAGCGAAGACAUUAGCAGUUGACGCAUUUCUUCAGCGUGGUGUCGUUGUCAAUGACCAUGCAAUUCAAUGCCUGCUUCUUAAUGUUGUUACUCGAAGCCUUUGGCGUGAUGCUUCUUCAAUGGGGGCUGUAUAUGAAGUGGUUUACUCUGCUGCUCGUUCUCUCUUCCAGCAGAUUAUCUUUGCUCAUCGCAAGUCUUUUGAUGAAGACAAAUUCUUGGAACUCAAGUCAAUGUUGCUUUCAAUUCAGGAAGGCCAUAAAAUGAAAGCAUCGUCUCAAGAUCUGGAAAAAUUGAAACUGAUUCUUCGAUCUUCAAGGCAUGGCCAACUGGUGGCGCUGAUUAAUUCGCACGUCGGACCUUUGGUCAAGGAGCUUUACUAUGAAUCCGCUUCUAAGGACUUUAUGUGCAACCUUGGUCAUGCAUGGUUACAUAUUGGGGAGUUGCGAUUUUGCCUGUUAGUAAACCGGGGUGCUCGUGAUCCUGCCACGAAACAUGCUUGCAAGUAUGCUAAGUUAUCAGAAAAGAUCACUGUAUGUGAACUCGAGAUCAAGGUUCGCCAAGAAUGUGACCAUUUGGCUGGAAGGGACUUGUUAACUGCGAAUUCCAGAGAUCGAGAAUCUUCACUUCAAAUGCUCAAAGAAGAGCUUAAGAGGUUGAAAGCUAAGGUUGUUUUCCGUCCUCAUUUGGCUAAUUUCAAGGAUUUAGUUUACUACUGUGUUGAUUUCCAUGAAUCACUCGAUGACCUUGAUAGACUGACGAGAGAAAUGGAAACUGAAUACAAUAUUUUGCAGCAGGACCGAGUAUGCUUCUGGCAGGAUAAAUUAGCCAGAUUUGUUGAUCAACUUGCAGUAAAUUAUACUAAUUAUAUGGAUAUAGUUCAGCCCAUUCAAGUUGCUGUAUAUGAAAUGAAAUUGGGCUUGUAUUUUCUUGCAUUAAAUGCAAUGCAGAAGAAUAUUCUGAAUAAAGUCGGGCAAGCCAAUAUUGACCUAACUCAUGACACACUUUGUUCACUCAUGGAAUUCCCAAGAAAACAGAGUUCAGAAUCAGCUUCUGCUGGGAAAGCAAUUUGUCUACCUAAUGUGGAUUUGCUUCAUAAGUUAUCUGGAACAUCUGCAGUAGUGUUGAGUGUGCACUCCCAUGCUACCAUUUCUCAAAUUCAUCUUAUUCGUGUUGCGCAUUAUAUCUUCAAUUCGUUAUUCUUGGAUCAUGAUUUGAUGGAGGAUUUAAAUAAGAUAUUUGACCAUUUUGCGGCUCUUUGGAUGGAUAUGAAAGUACAUCUGAAGUCGAAAGUAGGUGAUAAGGCUGAUUUGUACAAAUUUAAACCUCGUAUACUCAAGAUAGAAGAUAGUUUUGAAGUUGAUAUCUCGGAUUUGAGAAAAGUUGUCCCAGAGGACAAUUGGUCUCUGGAGUGGCAAGAUAUUUUAACAGAUCCAGAAGUGAAGGAUCAGGAAAUGAAGACUGAAGAUAUGGAGGAUGCUUGGGAUUUCAUCGAUGACUCACUCUUAAGAGACAUAAUUCAUGUCCAUAAUCGUCUUUUUGGAUCAAGUAACCUUGUGGAUUACCCUUGUAGAGUUCAGGUUACUGAAGAUGAUAAGUUGCAUGAAUUUCUUGUCUCUUACAAGUUUGGAAUGAGGAUCAUCAGAGGCAACAGAGAGCUGUGGGCUUCAUUACCCUGUGGCCUGGAUUCACGUAUUUUGCUGAGUCACUUGCUUCAACUGUCUUUGGAGCACAAGCAGAUUUCUGAUUCUUCACAUCCAAUGCUUCGUGCCUACAACAUCUAUAAGGAUUCCAACACUCGGGAGUUGGCUCAAAUGGUAAAGCCCCUUUUCUCUCUUCAAGAAAGGGUAGUUUCUCUCCUAAAUGAGUGGCCAGAAAAUGUCACCCUCCAGCAAAUUUUGGAAAUAAUUGACAUGCUCUUAGCUAUUCCAUUGGAAACGCCCCUGUUAAAGGCUCUUGUCGGAUUACAACUUUUAGUAAGCAGAGCUCAACUAUGGGAGCAAAAUGCUUCAAAGUUUUCAUCGUUAUCGGAACAAUUGCAGCCGGUUUACUUUUUCAUUUGUCGUUGGCGCAAGUUUGAGUUUGAUUGUUGGCCUGCUUUGCUUGAUGACCUUCAAGAGCAGCAUGAACUGAAUGCUGGAAAGCUGUGGUUUCCAUUGCACUCCCUUCUUCAUCGGAAACUUUCCUGUGAGGUGAACAACGGAAAUCUUUCCACAAUUCAAAGUUUAGAGGAGUUUAUGCAGACAGCCAAUGCAGGGGAGUUCAAGAAGCGCUUAGAACUUCUCCUUGCUUUUCACGGACAGUUCAUCACUUGUAUUAACUUGCAUGCUGGUUCUGAAAGUGAAUCCAUACCUCAGCUUAAGGCAAACUCAAAUAUUUUGUACAACAUUUUUGGAUAUUAUGUACAAUUUUUGCCAUUGAUUUUAAAACAUGUGGGAGUUGGUAGAAAAAAUAUCGAGAAGGAUUUGAAGGAUUUCUCGAAGCUCUGCAAAUGGGAGGAUCACACAUAUGUUGCUUUAACGGAAAUGUCUAAAAGAACUCAUCAGAAACUUCGAAAGCUUCUACAAAAGUUCAAUGACAUAUUGCAACAGCCUGUAAUGGUUAUAUUAACCCAAGAAGCUGCAAGACUGGCGAUUCGAAGUCCUGCAGUGGUGGCUAACCAAAUACCUGCUGAAGGAGAUGCUAUAAAUAUGAAGAUGCUGCCAAGUGUGAUAGAUUUUGUCCCAUCCAGUUCUACUGAAAGUUUGGCUGUUUGUUAUGAGAACUGGAGACACACAAUUGAGUCUGAUUUACAGCAUUUAUGCUCGGGACACGCAGUCCAAUUUGGUUUGCUAGGCCCUGGAUCAGAGGAAUUUCAAGAUUCAUUACCCCUUAAAGAAAUUGAGAAAGCUGCAAUGAACAUAUCCCAGUGUGUGUUUUCUAAAUCAGCAUGUCAAUUACGUCAGGAAGGACGGAUUUCAAUAGAGACAUUACAUGAAAAUGUUGCUGAAUUUAUGCACCUUCGCCUCAACCAUGGGAGCAAAAAGCUUAUGAAGCUAGUGUUAAACAACCUUCUAGAGUUUCUGGAUAGAGUUGGGUUAUCCAGUAAUAAAUCAGUGAUCGCUGAGAGGGAGCGUGAUCCAAGUAGCUGGUUUCUUGAACCAUCGUGGGAUGUUAGACAUCUAUUGCUCCAAGAAAAUGGGAAAUAUGAUAGAAGUUUCAACGAGAUUAGCUAUGGUCAUUUUCCUUGGUUGCCAGCUGAAAAGAGUGAGUUAAUCUGGAAAGCGGCGAGCCUUUGCUACUACAAGAACAUGGCAAUGAUGCAGCAGAUAAGAGAAAGUAGCCUUAAUUUCCAUAAAGAUCUUGAUAACAAAAUGGUCACUGAAUCAACUGCUCUCCUCAAUCAUCUCAUGUCCAUACAAAGGCAUCAGAGAGAAUUUGCUGGUGCAUUUUCCAAUGAGCUCCAAUAUUUGCGGAAGCUCACUUAUCCAUUCAAUGAACUGGGUCUUGGUUGCAAAAAGUUUUCUCUUUCCCCUAGACAGCUUGCCACCCACAAGUGUAUGCAUCAGCAAAAGCAUUUAUUGGACAGUCUAUAUGACACAUCAAGUGAUGUGUCUUUGUUGCUGAGAACAAUUGAAGAUUCACAUUCAAGUACUUGCAAGGAUGUCCGAGCUGAAGCAAACAAAAUGUCCUUGUUCAUUGAAAAGUUCAUCCCUGAUCUUCUGAAAGCUAAGGAAAUGUUGGAUCAAUACUUCUUGGGUUCUAAGGGAUUUGUGACCACACAUCCUUCAUGUGAGCGUCCUUACAUUGUUCCAAAGCAAAUGGAGGAACUAGUGGUCCAGAACUUCUGUAUCAUACGGCAAAUGGGUGAAGGCCUUGAGAUGCUCUUGCAGCCAGCCUCUGAGAGCCAAUUUGUGAGGGAAUCUCUCCUGACCUAUAUCAGAGAUCUUAUAGACGAGGGUAAUAAAAUUGAAGAAGAAUUUAAUGCCAAGCAGGAGCCAGAAAUCCAGUUGGGGAGUGUCCAUGAAUUGGAUACUGUAUUUACGGAAACUUUUGCCAAAAAGGAUAACUCAUUCAUGGAUGCCUAUGUGAGAACUGCCCAUGAGGUUGCAGAUGUUCUUGUAAAUUAUGAUUUUCAACCAAAUGGGGGUCAUACUGUAUCUGAAGGUCCUGUUAGUGGAAAUUUUGCAAUGUGGAGAAGUCUCUUUGAACAACACAAGGAGAAUCUGAAAUUAGACGUUAUAAAGGUUGGGCUUGAAGAAACUAUUGUUGCUGCGGUUGGCCUUGUUGAUUAUGCAGGGCAGAAACUACCUGAUAUAUGCACAAGAGUGGGAGUAUAUUUAGACCAUCUUUAUGUCUUAUUAGACAUGGUUUUGAUCAGUGGUGAGGCAGUUCUUUUUGACUACCUAGUCAUGCAUAAGAAAGUGACAGAAAUGACUCACUUGCUGGCGAAUGGCUUCUUGUUGCUGAAUACCGAGGGUUUUGGAGUGGCUGAAGAGAGCCAGAAAGAUGAUAAUAGUGGUGAUAAGAGUCAAGAUGCAAGUGGAACAGGUAUGGGAGAGGGAGAAGGUCAGAAGGAUGUGAGCAAUCAAAUAGAGGAUGAAGAUCAGCUUCUUGGGACUUCAGAGAAGUUUGGCGAAGAAGCAAAUACUGCAGAUAAACUCCCCAGUAAGAAUGAUAAAGGAAUAGAGAUGGAAGAAGAUUUUGCUGGUGACACUUUCAGCGUCAGCGAGGACUCAGAAGAGGAUGAUGAUGAAGAUUCUGAGGAUGUUAACCUGGACAAAGAAUUGGGAGAAACUGGUGAAAACAAUGAAACUGUAGAUGAAAAGCUUUGGAAUAAUGCAGAAGACGGUGAUCCAGAUAACCCCAUAGAAAAAUACGAAACAGGUUCAUCUGUUAAUGACAAAGCCUCCACUGAUAGAGAAAUAAGAGCUAAGCACGACACAGAUAUUGCUGCUGAAGAAAAUCCUCGAGGUUUGGAGACUGAUGUGCCGGAACAAGAAUUGCAUGAGAGGGAAGAUGAAGCUGCUGCUUCUGGUGACGAAAAUGGCACUGAGGAUAUGAAAAUGGACAAAGAUGAAGCAUUUGCAGAUCCUUCUGGGAUUCAACCUGAAGAAGAGAAUCCUGGAUUGGAAGAUAUGGAUUUAAAUUCAAUGGACCAACUUGAAGAUUCGAAUGCCAUGGAGGAGACAGAGAAUGUGGAUGAUAGGGACGGAGAUAUUAGUAAUAAAGAUGAAGAUAUGGCGGAAGCAGAACCUGAGCAAUUCUGUGGCGAUGAUGAGAGGGAUGAGCCAGGUAGUGAACAAACUGAGGAUGUUGAUAAGGCCAGCUCAGAAGCAGCUAAUAAAGACGAAGAGAACCAAAAUUCUACUCAGGCAUCCCUUGCUUUCUCUUUUACUAGUUUGUCAAAUAAUGGCCAAGCAACAGAGGACCAUCAGGCUAAUUAUGAUGAUUUGCAGAGUGGCCAAGCUAUGGCGAUAGGUUUGCCCAACAAUGGUGCCCCAGAGAUUGAAGCGCUUGCACCUGACCCAAUGUAUGGUAGAGAGAUGCCGAUGUCUGAAUCGGUGCCUCCAAACCAAUCAUCCAAUCCUCCAUCUUCAAUGCAAAAUACAAAGCCAAAUCCUUAUCGUAGUGUUGGGGACGCUAUAAAGGAGUGGAAAGAAAGACUUGUAGUAUCAUCAAACAUACCUGAUAAUAAAGCAGAGGACUUGGAUGACUCAAAAGUUGAGGAAGGGGAUGAGUAUAGGUUUGUUUCUGACACUGAGAGGAGUACCUCUCAGGCUCUGGGUUCUGCAACAUCUGAUCAGAUCAAUCAAAGCAUUGAAAGGAAAGAGAAUAGGGAGAAGGAAAGUUAUGAUGAGCAGAAUAAAGACGUCACCACCAUGGAAACCGAAGAGGAAACUUCUGAACCCCACCAUCUCAAGAGUUGUAUUAAUACUCUUAGACCUAGAAUGGUUGAGGAAUUGCAGGAAUCCGCUGCUAUAAAUGCUGAACCUUUGGAGGAUAAUGAGUCAUCAGGGUUUAAAAAUGAUGACAGUGGCUUGUCAAAAGACUUGGUCCUGAUGCAAAAUAUGGACUUGAAUGAUAAAUAUUCACUGCAUGGGGGCUUUGAUAAAGAGUUGGGAAAAUUGAGGAAAGACGUAGGUGAUAUGUCCACCGAUGGCAUUGAAGGCAAUGAUCCCAACAAGCUUUGGAAUGAGUAUGAACGGGACACUACAGUUCCAUCCCAGGAAUUGGCUGAGCAGUUGAGAUUGGUCAUGGAACCUAAUCUAGCUAGUAAAUUACAGGGUGAUUAUAGAAGUGGAAAGCGAAUAAACAUGAAGAAGGUUAUCCCAUACAUAGCCAGCCAUUUCCGGAAGGAUAAGAUAUGGAUGAGGCGAAUGAAACCCAAUAAACGAGAUUACCAGGUCGUUAUAGCAGUGGACGACUCACGCAGUAUGUCUGAGAGUGGCUGUGGGCAUUUUGCACUUAAAGCUCUAAUUACAGUCUGCCGGGCCAUGUCACAGCUAGAUGUGGGACAGAUGGCAGUUGCUAGCUUUGGUGGGGAGGGAAAUGCACGGCUUAUUCAUAAUUUUGAUCGCCCUUUUACCAGCGAAUCAGGCACUCAGAUGAUCUCAAAUUUCUCUUUCAAGCAAGAUAACACAAUAGCAGAUGAACCCAUGGCUGACCUCCUCAAAUUCUUGAACAACUUGCUUGAUGUCUCUUUCGUCAAUGCUCGUUUGCCUUCUGGUAGGAACCCACUGGAGCAACUCAUAUUGAUCAUUGCAGAUGGCCGCUUCCAUGAGAAGGAAAAUUUGAGGCGGCGUGUGAGGGAUGCCCUUAGCAAGAAGCGACUGAUUGCCUUUCUCCUUCUUGACAAUUCAGAAGAGUCAAUCAUGGAUGUUCAAUCUGUGUCAUUCUCCAGCGGCCGCACAAAGAUUUCAAAGUAUUUGGAUUCAUUCCCCUUCCCAUAUUACAUCAUACUGAAGAACAUCGAGGCACUUCCAAGCACGCUUGCUGAUUUGUUGAGACAGUGGUUUGAGCUUAUGCAAGUCUUGGGGGAUUGAGCGGGAUUGAGCCUUCAGAGUUUGUGGAGCUGGAAAAGAAAUUUUCUUCCAACCUAUGGGAUGCCGCCGAAUGAUCAAGAAUUUUUGAAAGAUAAUAGAAAAAGCUUGUAACGAAAUGUAAAUGGAAGUAAAGAGUACUGAAACUAGCCUGAAACAAAUACAGGCAUCCCCGUGUAAUUAUAACAAUUUCAAUAUUCAAUUUGAUGAAAUCCAGAUGCUUUUGUUCC